AUGAGAGUCAGUGAUUUUGUCCAAGGGGGCAGGGAUUCAAAUGGGAUAGAGAAGAGGCUCCCAAAGCUAGUUCAAAAUUCCAGAGAGCGCCAAGUUGAGCUGGCCAAAAUAAAGCUACCGCCCGCUCCGUUGGGUGGAUUACAUGGGUUGAACCGUCCUUCUGUUAUCAAGGAGCACAGAAAUUCACAUCCAGAAAACACAACGUCCCAUGGACUACCUAGCAAGGUACCACAAGAGGUUAAUACUGCAAAUCAAGAACCCGGGGACAUUUUUGAUACCGACCUUGAGGGUGUUGAUGAUUCUACUACCACCUUUAGCGUCUUGCGGAACACAGACGCGGGAUCUGUUGCGGGGAAUCCUUAUUAUGCACAUGAAGAUACCAGUCGCCCAGGCACGGCUGUGGCCCAAAAAACCGGUGGUUAUAAGUCUAUCGCCGAGAGAAUCAAAGAGCUUGACUCUGACGAAGAGGGGAAUAUACAAGGGACAAAUGACCAUAACCAAGCACAUCAGGGACAAGAAGAAUUUAUAGAACAGGCAGGAGAUGACCAUCGAGAGCAUGGUUCCGGCUGGGAGGUCAACAAUGCCCAUUCCACGAAGGAAACGCUAAGCUGGCAAAAGAUUGAGGCAAUCCUAAGAGAAGAUAGUUCUUCACCAAACAGAAAUGUGGAAAGAGAAGGAACCUUUCACCCAAACUCUCAAAAUUUCUAUCAAGCUCCGAUUGCCAGGGACAGUCACUUAAAUGGAACUCCAUUAACAACCCAACCUCCGCCCAACAACCACUUCGAAGUCCCUAAAAUCUCCCACAGGCCGGUAGCCCAAAGGCUUUCAACAAGAAAUAGGUUUGCGGCACGGCCUCAUUUUGCUGCGCCUGACCCAUAUUCCGGUCAUGCUGAGGAGCCAAAUCAAGAAGUUGAGGAGAAUUUGGCGGACCAGCAACUGCAUCAUUCUGUAGAUGACCAGUCCUCGGCUCAUAACCGGGGAGCCUUUGAUACAGCAACCGAUCUCAGCGCUGUGGACUACUCCGAUGAUGAUGGGUUUGAAGAAAUGGCCCGUCAUGAAGAACAUAUCUCCCUACACUCACCCCAUCUCUCUACAGUGUCAGCUAUUUCAUCCAAGCGUCCUUACUCAAACUUUAUAUCCGACUAUCCACCUAACAUCCUGGAAACAAAAGCAUUCUCAGAUCUCCAGGCGGAGAGCUUUGACUUUAGUCCAACCCCUGUCCAGCCCCUCUUUCAGCAUGACGCACAGCUAUCACUAAAAGACAAGCUCCUCCGCCUAAAAAAUUUGACAGAUGAUCAACGUCGUGUAUUCUUUUCGUCCGUGACUAUAUCAGAGUGGGAAAAAUGUGGAGAUUUGCUGGUUGACGAAUUUUGUCAAAUGUUACAGAAAUCCAAAGAAGUCCGCCAAACCAGACGGGAUGUGGCCGCUAUUUUCGAAGCAGAAAUCAAGAGACGCCAUGAUGCUGUUGAAGCUGAGGGAAAUGCCAUUAAGGAUCGUCUUGAAGAUAUGAAAGCUGGAGGAUUGGGUGUUCUAAAGCGGCAAAUCCCUUGA
Messenger RNA from Trichophyton rubrum CBS 118892, 1551 nucleotides. RefSeq lists its product as uncharacterized. Gene Ontology annotation, cellular component: RNA polymerase I core factor complex. The record is from RefSeq and is a predicted model, not a curated record. Gene Ontology annotation, molecular function: TBP-class protein binding; RNA polymerase I core promoter sequence-specific DNA binding. Gene Ontology annotation, biological process: nucleolar large rRNA transcription by RNA polymerase I. The transcript has 2 exons. Lineage: Eukaryota; Fungi; Ascomycota; Eurotiomycetes; Onygenales; Arthrodermataceae. The coding region runs from base 1 to 1551 and encodes 516 amino acids.